UGAGGAUAGAAUGCCUGUUGGUUAGGUAAGGUGACCUUGUGCAAGGGAGCCAGAGAGAUGAUGGAGGGUUUAGGGUAGUUGGAGUGGACAGAUGGACGGAGGUAGUGUUGUAUGAGAGUUGUGUCCCAGAGGGUCUGAGCCCAGCUGCAAGUGAAGUGGGAAUCGGGUCUAGAGCACAUAAAAGUGAGGUUGAAUCCAGUGGUUCAGCAGAGGUCUGGGUCUCACACUGAGGCUGUUAAAGUCAGAUCCCAGGUAAGUUGGGGGCAUUUGGUGUAAGUUGAUGCAGGCGGGAAGGCGGUUGAUGGAGGAACGCGAGAGCGGAGUGGGGCUACAGCAAGCGGGGGAGUCGGCGCCGAGCCUGCAGCCGGAGGUCGAGGUGGAGAGGCCGGGCCUGCAGCAUAAACUGCUCCGGCUGCCGCUGAGUCGGAUCAAGGGACUGAUGAAGGCUGAUCCCGAUGUGUCGUUGGCGAGCCAGGAGGCCGUGUUCGCCAUCGGCAAGGCCACGGAACUAUUUGUUGAAGUGAUUGCGAAGGAUGCAUAUUCAUUCGCUUUGCGGGGAAAACGCAAAACUAUCCAGCGAAAGGAUGUGGACAAUGCAGUUGAUGCUACAGAUGAAUUUGCAUUUUUAGAAGGAACUCUGGACUGAAUUGGAACCAAGCUUCACAAGAGGCCAAAUUGACUAUGUGCAAAGCUGUGUGCAAAGGUUCUCACUAUAUGUGUAUGUAUAUUUUGUAUAAUCUGUAAAAAGGUUGUUGUAUCUGUAAUGAUUGAUUCCAGAUGUGAAUGUUUGCAAUUAUAUGACUAUAUUAUGAAAAAAAAAUUUGGUGUAAGUUGGUGGGUGCAUGUCAGUCUAAUAGGUGUUGGACUAGGCUUUUAACAGUCUAACUUUUCCUGAGUAACCGUUUACUUAAUGGAUACUUUCUGAGGGUUCCAAGUUUAGGGGAAUUGUCUAGCGGAAUCUUCAAUUCCUUGGGAAUUUCUUCAGAGUCUACCAUGUCAGAGAUUCAGCAAAGUCCCC
Messenger RNA from Hemiscyllium ocellatum (epaulette shark), 1018 nucleotides. Its product is annotated as DNA polymerase epsilon subunit 4-like. The coding region runs from base 281 to 646 and encodes 121 amino acids. Gene Ontology annotation, cellular component: epsilon DNA polymerase complex; nucleus. Gene Ontology annotation, molecular function: protein heterodimerization activity. The transcript has a single exon. Lineage: Eukaryota; Metazoa; Chordata; Chondrichthyes; Orectolobiformes; Hemiscylliidae. The record is from RefSeq and is a predicted model, not a curated record.